AUUGAAACGCGCUUUUCUGACUUGCGAUACCAGGGGCAACCUCCGAACUCCCAUCCACAUCCCUCCAUGAUUGCGCAACAGAUCGCGCUCCAGCAGCAACACGUAGCGGCAGCGAAUAACCAACUGGCGCAGCAGGGGGGCAACCCCAACCAAUCUCAGAUGAGCGCCCAGCAGAUGCACCAAAUAGCAGCGUUGCAGGCUCAGCAACAAGCAGCUCAGGCUCAAGCUCAAGCUCAAGCUCAGGCCCAAGCUCAAGCGCAGGCUCAAGCGCAAGCGCAAGCACAGGGACAACUUCAACAGCCCCAGAACCACCAGCAGCAGCCUGGCCAGCCCCAACAGCAGGCUGGGCAACAAGGGUCGAAUCAGGGAGGGCCCGGAGGGAAUGUCCAACAGCAGAACCAGGGGCAGGCUCCGGGGCAGGGCCAGCAACCAAAUCCGCAACAACAGCCCCAAGGCCCACCUCAGACACCCCAGCAGCAGGCCAUGCAACAACAGGUGCAGUUAGCCCAGGCACAACAUCACUCAGCGGCUGUAGCUGCCAGCCUGAUGCAACAGAAGCACCGGGAGGGGAUGAAGGGGCACUGUCUUCUAAAACUCAUGCAGUUUGGAGAGCAUUUGAGCGGAUUUCCGGGUUCGAGAGCUAGGGACGACUUAUCAUACUGGAACGACUUUGUCCACCGCUUUUUCUCCCCGAGGGGCAUAUUCCGACACGCAGUUCACGUAGUAAAUGGCGACGACCCCACGGAAAAGCAGUACGAGAUCACAUAUCCGGCACUGCCACGAUACUUCCACACCCAUUUCGAUAGUGGCGUCAAGAACAUGCAGUUGAUUAUGGAUAAGGGUACCACGGACAAAUCCUUGCCAGGAGACUGCCAUUUUAUCGAGAACACCAAAGCAAGUUUGGUGUACUGGUUCGAGGGUGGCUCACAUUUGGUUGCUACUGGCACCCUCCGGGCUCAGUUCGACGCAGACCAAAAGUUCGAACUGUUCGAGUUCAUCACGACCGGACAUGAGGAGUUCAUAUCUCGGCGACUGGUGAUCCAGGCCGCCAAGCCAGCCCACAAUUGGGUUAAAGAAUGGCAUAGAGUCAACAACCAGGACAACAAACAAUCUCCUGAGAUGAGCAAGAAAAGCAAGGCACGGCAAAUGAAGUCUCCGCAAACUGCGCCACCCGAUCUUGACCUUCCGCACUCGGUUGUUACGCAAAGCGUGGGAAUAACGGAAGCCGUCCAUCAGUUUCUUGAGGUGGUUGAGAUCAUGGGUCAAAUGAACCCCUUGUUCGGGCUCUGUCAGAUGAAUCCGGGACUCAGGCCAUAUGAAGCUCUAGACCAAUAUGUCAAUCACAUCAAUGUCUCGGCACAACAAAACGCUGUCAAUGGGCAGCCCAUGGGCCAGGUCGGACCUAGGACGCCGGCAUUCGGACAAUUCCCCGUAGGAGCGAGCCCAGCACAGGUCCACCAGAUGCUGCCUGUUUCUCCACACAUGGGCAGCCCGGCGCAGGGCCAGAUGCAAGCACCAGGGAUGCAACUUCAAGCAAGCCAGCAAGGGACCAGCUCGAGCGGGCCGAGCGCCAACACCUCGCCUUCCCAGAGCAAUAAGAGGAGGCGGCCCUCGGCCGUCAAGAACGACGACGAUACGGCCCCAACGCCGUCUGCAACUUCGACCCCACAGGUCAACGGUAUACAGUCGAAGGGGAAACCGCCCACGCCAAGGAUGCCGAAACGGGUCAAGGGCAACCCGUCAUGAGCUCUGGAGUCUUCCAAGCUCUUCCAACACCAACU
This is a messenger RNA of Phialemonium atrogriseum, 1781 nucleotides long. RefSeq names its product LIM-domain binding protein-domain-containing protein. The record is from RefSeq and is a predicted model, not a curated record. The transcript is spliced from 5 exons. Gene Ontology annotation, cellular component: nucleus; transcription regulator complex. Lineage: Eukaryota; Fungi; Ascomycota; Sordariomycetes; Cephalothecales; Cephalothecaceae. Gene Ontology annotation, biological process: negative regulation of transcription by RNA polymerase II; positive regulation of transcription by RNA polymerase II. Bases 67 to 1746 code for a protein of 559 amino acids.